AUGAGGAUCAGCACCUGGUGCUUCGCCUUCUUCGCUGGUAUGCUCUGCGUCAUCGGUCUGGUGACGGCCGGGCCCGUCCUCCAGGUGCGUACGGGCACACAGACGGAGAACACAACACACGCUGAUGACAACUGGAAGAUGCUUGUUGGAUCUGCAAUGCAGGAGGGUGGCCAGCGACCGAUGACGCCAAUGACAGAGGCCGAUGACGCCGACCACACAGCGACGACGAGUGACGGCACCAGACACACACGGUCAGCCACGGGCGGCUAUGAGGACCUCGCCCUCCUCUCCCUCCAUGUGCCACCGCCAUGCCGCCAUCGAGUGGCAUUGCUGUCGUGUCCGCACCAGCCGGGCGAGCGAUACGUUGCCUUCAAGCCGCCCGAAGAGCCGACCAUGGGCGCGGUGAUGGCGGACAGAGAUGCUCGCGGCACCACGGAGACUGCCUGUCUGGUUCCCCAAGAAAACCAAGACGGGCAGCUGACACACGGGGAGGUGGUGGCCAUCAGGUCGUCGAGCGGCAUGUAUGUGGCGGUCACUGCCAGUGGAACCGUGGAGGCUAUUAGCGAUGCAGUGGGCCCUUCGGAGCGGUUCAAGGUUAUCAACGAGUGUAUGGCGGCCAAAGAAGGGAUGGCCGAUGGCCUUGCAGCAAGUGGCCUUGCAAGUGGGUUGGGGCGGAAGUGCGUGAUCCGGAAGAAUGGCGGCCGGAUCAGCGAUGGCGACGUGAUCGCGUUGAAGAGCACUGCUUCCGGACACUACUUGACUGCCGAGGGCUGCAACUGGCGCGUCAACGCCAGUGGGCCCGCCAUUGGUGUCGAGGAAAGGUUCAUGGUCCGGUUCGUGUGAGGUGAGUGGUGGAUGGACGGCUGGAUGUCGUGCGGUGUACAGUAUGGGGAGGGGUCUAUCGCUUUUUGCUGCAAAAGUACAGACAAACUGCGGAGAAGUCUUCGGGUGCCCGUGAUGGGUUGGUUGUUGGGGAUUGACUGACUGGCUGGCUGGUUGCUGGGUGCAACAGCGCUGGCUGGUGAGUCCAGUCCGUGCCGUGUGUGGUUUUAAUUGAAUGCCAUGUGUGGUGGGUGGGUGCAUCAACACGUGUGCGACCGACCGACCGAGUGGGUCGCAAUCAGCGAUACGGCGCGUACGCGAUCGUACAUGUGUUUUUCCCCACCUCAUGAGGGCAUGGGGGCAGGGCGUUGUGGCCAAUUUUGUACGUAUGGCUGCUGCGUCUGUGUGGUGUGACGUGAUGUGAUAUGAUAUGAUAUGGUGUGCGGUCUCUCUUUUUGUUCCCUAGUUGGGGACAGUAAAGGAAAUAAAGGGAGUAUUGCUCAUAGGGUGGGCUGAUGGGGUAAGGGAAGAGACCCCGAGGGUGCAUAAUCGAAAAGGGAUUGACGUGAUCGGACUGGACUGGACUAGUCCACU
Molecule: messenger RNA, 1416 nt
Organism: Vitrella brassicaformis
Lineage: Eukaryota; Vitrellaceae
Source: the annotation of a GenBank genome assembly